UAUUUCUGUUUAAAAUCUAUUUCCGUCCUCUUUCACUUGAUAUCAAACUUGUUUAAUUUGGAUUCGCUGUUUGUCUAUUAUCAGGAAAUAACUUUUAUUUAUUUCAAACUUAAAAAUAAGCUGUUAUUAUCGGUCCCUGGUUUUCAACGUUCAGCUAUUCAAACGUAUUGGAAAAUUUUAACAUGGGAAGAAAAGUCUGUUUCCAGGAGUAUUAUCAUCCUCGCGUAGGAUAUGCUCUAGCCAUUCCAAUCGUUCUCUCAAUAGUUCCCGAUAUUCGAUAUUGUAAACAUUUCUAAGCCACAUAAGAAAACGGCAAUGAUGACAGAUUUUAGAGUUUGAUUUUUGCGAUAGAAAUACUAUGUGAGCAUAAAACAUUCGUGGUUCAAUGUACAAUGAGUGCGAAAACAUUUUGCAUCACCCUGUAUUGAAAAUUUGAAAAAUUUUCCGGUAUAAAUAUGGUAGCAGGAUACGCUCAGUCACCAGUUACAGUUAAAAACUAUCUAAAGUCGCAACUAAUACUUAGUUACUCCAAACAGAGUCUUCAGUUAAAAAUGAAAAUAAUUUUCUUAUUUUCUUUGGCGGUUUGUGUGGCAGUCACGACGGCUAUGCCAUCAAAGAUGCCAACAAAUUACAAUGAAAAUUAUCCUGUCUUAAAAGAAAAUUUUCUCCAAAUCGUAGAUGAACUGUGCAACGACCACGACUUUCGAACAGACAACUACAAUUUAUUUGGGCAAUUAGUUUAUCUUCUGUUGACAUUACCAAACGAAGAAAAUUAUUUUCAAAACAAUUGUAGUAAAUAUUUAAGUAUUUCAAAAAAAGCAUUGUCGGUACUUCUUCGUCUAAAAAAUAUUGAGAACACAAACUACGAGAAAUUCGACUCGCCUCCAAAGAGAACCUUAGACAGUAUAGGUGGUGGUCAUUUGAUCAAAAGAAGCGACAUUUUACUAUAAAAUCUACGCCACAAAUCAUUUAAGUUGGUUUUUAUGCUUUGAGAAAUAUUGAAACGAAUACUUGAUUUAUAAGAAAACUUAUUUAUAAGUGCAUGGACUUAUUAUAAUGUAUACAAUUUUUUAUAUUU
Messenger RNA from Rhagoletis pomonella (apple maggot), 1078 nucleotides. RefSeq lists its product as uncharacterized. The transcript has 3 exons. NCBI's taxonomy places the organism in Eukaryota, Metazoa, Arthropoda, Insecta, Diptera, Tephritidae. Bases 456 to 950 code for a protein of 164 amino acids. The record is from RefSeq and is a predicted model, not a curated record.